Limanda limanda (common dab) is the source of this 7975-nucleotide messenger RNA. Its product is annotated as mediator of RNA polymerase II transcription subunit 13-like. The transcript is spliced from 30 exons. The record is from RefSeq and is a predicted model, not a curated record. Lineage: Eukaryota; Metazoa; Chordata; Actinopteri; Pleuronectiformes; Pleuronectidae. Gene Ontology annotation, biological process: regulation of transcription by RNA polymerase II. Gene Ontology annotation, cellular component: mediator complex. The coding region runs from base 795 to 7172 and encodes 2125 amino acids. Gene Ontology annotation, molecular function: transcription coregulator activity.
CUGAAAUAAUGGAAAUCUGCAGGAGCCCUGGAUCCGGCGGAGGGGAGUAGCCGAUGAGCAGCCUCGCCAACUCGGCUUUUCGUCCGCUUUUUUAAAAGAGCAGUUUUCACGAUGACGGAGCGUUACGGUGGUUUCGGUGAAAAGGGAGGGCGGCGUAGCUAAUUGUUUUAUGUAGCUAACAGGCUAGCGCUGGAGCUCUGGUAUGUUAGCUUGUGCGCUAGCAGGCUAGGAGAGAGAGAUCAGGGGGAGGGGAGAGUUCCUUUGCUUUGAAAUUGUUUCAGAUCGGCUAGCUGCCAUUAGCAUUAGCACACCAGGGACUAAGCUUUUUCUAGGGGGGUGAAGUUUUUUUUUUUUCCUUUUGAAUAAGUUUUCCAGCUCGUAUUUUUUUCUUUAUUGGACACAGAACUUCUGUGGUGUUUGAAUCGGCGUUGGUGAAAGCAGGUCAUGUAAGCUGCGUGAUGUGAGGGUAACGUAGCAGCCAAAGCUUGCGGCUAACCAGACCAGACAAUACAUCUGAAAUAGAUUUGAUGAAUCCAGUACCUAGUCGCUUACACUUCACGCUGCCGGGCUGCCCGUCUCUCCUUAGCGUAGCCCCGCGGGGCUAGCGGGGGCUAGCGCCGGGCAGAAGUUGUCUGUUUGACUAGCCUUAGCUCGGCGUCAGCUAGCAAGUUGCUCGCAGCGCCUCAGCGGAACAAGUGAGCGUCGCCUCGCCAGCGAGUGGAGGAGAUCGGCUGUCGCCCCCUCGAUGCUGAUUGAGACAAUGGACUUUAACGUGGCAGCCCCGCAGUGAAAGGAUGAGUUCGUGCUUCGUACCGAACGGGGCCAGUUUGGAGGACUGCCACUCCAACCUCUUCUGCCUGGCUGAUUUGACCGGAAUAAAAUGGAGGCGUUUUGUGUGGCAGGGGCCCACCUCUUCGCCCAUCCUCUUCCCCGUGACCGAGGAGGACCCGAUCCUGUGUAGUUUCAGCCGAUGCUUGACUGCGGAUGUGCUGAGUGUGUGGAGGAGACACCACACCCCGGGUCGCAGAGAGCUCUGGCUCUUCUGGUGGGGGGAUGACCCCAGUUUCGCCGAGCUCAUCCACAAUGAGCUCUCAAGUGAGGAGGAUGGCGAGUGGGAGAGCGGCCUGUCCUACGAGUGUCGAACGCUCCUGUUCAAAGCCAUCCACAACCUGCUGGAGCGCUGUCUCAUGAACAGAGGCUUUGUUCGCAUCGGGAAGUGGUUCGUUAAGCCGUACCAGAAGGAGGAGAAGACCAUUAAUAAAAGCGAGCACCUAUCUUGUGCAUUCACCUUCUUCGUACACGGAGACAGCAACGUGUGCACGAGUGUGGAGAUCGCUCAACAUCAGCCUCUUCAGUGGCUGAGCGAGGAGCAUCUCAGCCUCGCCCAGCAGAACUCCAGCCCCUUGCAAGUCAUCCUGAGCCCAUAUGGCUUAAAUGGGACCCUCACCGGCCAGGCUUUUAAGAUGUCAGACCACCCCACGCAGAAACUCAUUGAAGAGUGGAGGCAGUUUUAUCCCAUCAGCACCAGUCCCAAGGAGGCCCAGGAAGAGAAGAUGGAGGAAACGGAAUGGGAGGACGAUUCCCUGGCGGCCGUGGAGGUUCUCGUUGCGGGGGUGAGGAUGGUUUACCCUUCCUGCCUGGUGCUUCUCCCCCUGUCGGACCUCCCUGCUGUGGUCCCUCAGGGCUCGGCCAACACCUCAGGAAGCCUGUGUGGUGCUCAGCAGGGCCAGGCUGCUCACAGAGAUCCUGCCAUGUCCUCUGUCACUCUGACUCCUCCAACAUCGCCAGAGGAGGCUCAGACUGAUUAUCAGCCUGCCCAGAGGUGGCUCAAGCUGUCCUCUGCGUCCGAUGGCUACUGCUCUAACAACACUCUUCAUGGGGGUAAAAUCCCUCGUCGACUGGCCAGCCAGAUGGUGGAGUCUGUGUGGCAGGAAUAUAGCAUAAACCGCACAGGGAACAAGAGGAAGUUUACUACCUUGACAAAUGGGUCCUGUGAGGAGGAGUUAGACAAAAAUGGACUCUGGGAUUUUGUGGAGUCAACUCACAGGCCGCAUUGCAAUUGCUCCAGACAUAAGAAUCCGAAACAGAGAUCCAACAGCACCUCAGGACACCCGCCAUCAUCGGGCCAGCCCGCUCAGCCGGCGCCCAAGCACAAGCUGGGCGAGAAGCUGGAGAAGGGGGAGAAGCAGCAGAGGAGGCCGCAGACGCCGUUUCACCACCGCAACUUCGUGAGUGAUGAGCAGUCCAUGGAGCCACAGAACCAGAGGCUUUGUCUAAGAUCGCAGGAGGAGGGCUCAUACCCCAGUCUGCACCACGUGGACACGGCGCCCUCCAAAGCCCCGACGCUGCACACACACGGCCCCCCUGCAGACCACGGUGGAUCCCCACCUCCACCGCCUCUCAGCCCGCAUCCAUGCGAUCACGGCGAAGGUGACAUGACUCCAGGUGGGAUAAAGAGCUCGUCCACGCCCAUCCACCAACCGUUCUACCCGCCGUCUGUGGAGCCGUGUCUGCUUCCACAGAAGGGCUCAUCUGAGGAGCCUCAGCUGGAGACCAUGACUAUGCCUCUGCCUUUCCCCCCAGCAUACAACGAAACCUUAGAACCUACUGUUUUCAUAGGUUCAGCCAUUAACCCCAACGAAGACUCUACCCACAACCCCUGGAAGUAUUUCAACCUGCCCAGGAAGAAGGCGUCCAACUUCCUGACACCUCAGCUACCUGUGGAUAAAAUACGAGAGGAUUCUUGGAGAGGUGGAGGAACAGAAAAUGUCGUUUCUGUAACUGAGUUGAUGGCGGGCACCACGCAGCAGCUGAAGGUUUCCGAAGAGCUGAUCAAGACUUACGCCCAGCGAAGAAACAGCCACCUUGCUCCCUCCAGGGGGGACGAAGAUCACAGUGAUGAGCCCGACCCUUACGCCUUCGUGGAGGGAGACGAGGAGUUCACCUUCACAGAGAAAAAGGACAAGGCUGGAGCUGAUAGAGAUGGCAACAAGAAACACAAGGGGGACGAAGGAGGUGGAACUUCGGGAGAUGAUGGUCAGGGUCCGCCAGGCAGCAAACCCUUAGCCUCGAUCAGCCUCAUCCAUGAAAAUGACUUGGCUGUCUCCUACAGUGACCUGGAUAAAAUCUUCAAUUCAGAUGAAGACGAGCUGGCACCUGGAUUCAAAAGAGCUGGAGCUGGAGCAGAGGACAAGUUUGGCUGUAAAGAUCCUAAAACUGCCAUGUUGGACCCGCUGUCUUGCAUAAGCUCAGCGGAUCUGCACAAGAUGUUCCCGACGCCGCCUUCCCUGGAGCAGCAGGGUUACUCCCCCAUGAACUCCGGGAGCAAGGAUAGUCUGGAAGCAGGGGCAACCAUGUUGGACGGCAGCCAGCUCAACAGUCACUUCAAGAUGGAGGUGGAGGAGGGAUUCUGCAGCCCAAAGCCAUGUGAAAUAAAGGACUUUUCGUUUGUGUACAAGCCGGAAACGAGUCAGGCGCUCAUCGGCUGUUCCAUGUACGCCCCCCUGAAGACCCUACCCAGCCAGUGUAUGAUGCCCAUCAAACUGCCAGAAGACUGUGUUUACACUCGCAGCUGGACAAUGGGAAAAAUGGAACUCAUACCCCCAGUGACAAACGUCAAUCUCCUCACCAAAGACAGUAACGUGCCCAGUGUGGAGCCAGACUACAGUCAGACAUACACCCCCCAGACCCACACGCCCUUCAUGUCCACCAGUGCUCCUCCCAGUAACAGCGGCACAGGCAUCCUGCCCUCUCCAGCCACGCCUCGCUUCUCCGUGCCCACCCCUCGCACGCCACGGACUCCACGGACCCCCCGCGGCCCGUCCAGCGUGCAGGGCUCUCUCAAGUAUGACAACUCUGACCUUUACUCCCCGGCCUCGACACCCUCCACCUGCAGACCGCUCAGCUCAGUUGAGCCGGCCACUGUACCAUCCAUCCCAGAGGCCCACAGCCUCUAUGUCACCCUCAUCCUCUCCGAGUCGGUCAUGAACCUCUACAAGGACUGCAACUUCGACAGUUGCUGCGUAUGCGUCUGCAACAUGAACAUCCGAGGGGCGGAUGUGGGAGUUUACCUCAAGGAUAACGGCGAGGCCCAGUACCCCUGCACUUGUGGCUUCAGUGCAGUCACCAAUCGGCGCUUUGGACAGUCAGCCGGGCUCUUCCUGGAGGACGAAUUAGACGUGGUGGGACGGGGCUCAGAUGCGAGUCGCGACACAGAGCGGUCCUUCGAAGAGCUCCGAGCUUCCACCACGCACAAGGCCGGCAGUCUGAAGGAGAAGCCUCCAGAUGAGCUAAUCCUUCUGCUGCAGGACCAGUGCACCAACCCAUUCGCCCCAAUUUCCGGUGUUGAGUACCCCAAGCCGACCUCAGCGCCCAGUUCAUUCCUGAGGGUCGAAGAGAGAGACUGUUAUAACGACUGCUACAUGGCACUUGAGCAUGGCAGACAGUUCAUGGACAAUAUGUCAGGAGGAAAAGUGGAUGAAGCACUAGUGAAAAGCACCUGUCUUCAUCAGUGGCCAAAAUGCAAAUCCGCGGAUAUGAGCAAGCUCUUCUCUCAGGACGUCCUGCGGGUGUUGCUGUCCCUCCAGCCUGUGCUGCAGGACACCAUCCAGAAGAAGAGAAGCGUUCGCUCCUGGGGGGUUCAGGGACCGCUCACCUGGCAACAGUUCCACAAAAUGGCCGGGAGGGGAUCAUAUGGCACAGAUGAGUCUCCUGAGCCUCUGCCCAUCCCAACCUUUUUGGUGGGUUAUGAGUACGACUUUGUUGUGCUGUCUCCGUUCGGCUUGCCUUACUGGGAGAAGCUCCUCCUGGAUCCUUUUGGCUCCCAGAGAGAUGUGGGAUAUGUCGUCAUCUGCCCGGAGAACGAGGCUCUGCUCCGCGGGGCCAAGUCCUUCUUUAAAGAUCUGAGUACUAUGUAUGAGGCAUGCCAGCUUGGGCAACACAGGCCCAUCUGUAAGAGUCACCCAGAGGGCGUUUUGAAGGUCGGCACCACAGAAAGCCGGAGCAUGACAGAGCAGCCCCUCAGUGAUUGGUUCCUUAAGAUGGCUACAAGAGACGCAAACAAUGAAGCCUUUAAUAAGCUCAAAUGCUUUGCUCAAGUGUGCCGCUAUGAUCUAGCCCCGUACUUGUCGGAGCAAUCUUUGGAUAGUUCUCUAUUGUCCCAGCGCUGCCCCCCCGUGGUCAUCUCCCCCCAGACCCCCAGCUCUUCCAGCACCUCCUCAGGACCCCAGAGCACCACCACUACCAGCUCCAGCACCAGCUCUGCCCAGCCUGCCCAGCCAGCCCAGCCAGCCCAGGUCAACAGCACCCCUUCCUCCACCUCCUCAGGCUCCCAGACCAUCGGUGGAAUUGCGCCGGCCAAGCCAAGCUCUUACUCGCCGUUUGGGACAACAGGCUUGCAGGGGGGCACGUCUCAGAACGGACCCCAGGCCAACCAACAGGGUGCCGUGGGGCCGGCAGAAAACGGAUCCUCAGCCAAUCAGGCUCAAUUGUCUGCUGAGACCAUAGAGAGCACAAUGGAUAGAGACAAAGUGGGCAAGCCCACGGACGGAGAGUCCCACGCUGUGUCUUACCCGCCCGCCAUCGUGGUGUACAUCGUCGACCCCUUUAGUUACGAGGACGCCGACAGAGAGGUCCACUCCAGCACCUACACACUGGGCCUGCUGCGUUGUUACAUGGAGAUGCUCCAGUUCCUGCCUGCUCAGAUCAGAAACGCUGUCUCAGUACAGAUCGUUCCCUGUGAGUAUCUCCUGCAGCCGGUGCACAGCGGCGAGCGUCACCUCUACGGGCAGCUCCUGAAGUCUCUGGCCUUCUCCGUGUUCACUCAGUGUCGGCGGCCUCUGCCCAACUCCACCAACUUCAAGGCUCUGACGGGCUUCGGCCCCGGUCUCGCGAUUGACAUGGCUCUGAAAGACCCUGAGAGGCCUGAGUGUGUGCGUCUGUAUACGCCGCCCUUCAUCCUGGCUCCAGUGAAAGACAAGCAGACGGAGCUCGGGGAGACUUUUGGCGAAGCGUCCCAGAAGUACAACGUCCUGUUUGUCGGCUACUGUCUGUCUCAUGACCAGCGCUGGCUGCUGGCCUCCUGCACCGAUCAGCACGGAGAACUGCUGGAGACCUGCAUCAUUAGUAUCGAUGUUCCCAACAGGGCUCGCAGGAAAAAGGGCUCAGCCAGACGACUGGGUUUGCAGAAGCUGUGGGAGUGGUGUCUCGGCCUGGUGCAGGUGACAUCACUACCAUGGAGGGUGGUCAUUGGACGGCUUGGUAGGAUGGGCCACGGCGAACUGAGAGACUGGAGUAUUCUGCUGAGCAGAAGGAACUUACAAUCCCUCAGUAAGCGUCUGAAGGAGACAUGUAGGAUGUGUGGUAUCUCUGCUGCUGACACUCCCAGCAUCCUUAGCGCCUGUCUGGUUGCCAUGGAGCCCCAGGGUUCCUUUGUCAUCAUGCCAGACUCUGUCUCGACUGGUUCAGUGUUCGGUCGCAGCACCACGCUGAACAUGCAAACAUCGCAGCUGAGCACUCCUCAGGACACGUCCUGCACACACAUCCUGGUGUUCCCCACCUCGGCCAUGGUGCAGGUCAACACUAACACUGCAGAGCCCAUUGACAUCAACUUCAAUCCCAUAAAUCCUGAUGGAUCGGAUGGAAUGGGAAUCUUUGACCUGUUUGACAACGACAUGGUGGAUACCGACCUCAUCAACAUCCUGCCCAACUCCCCCACUACCUCCCCCGUUCACUCUCCUGGCUCCCACUACCACCAGGGGGGAGAUGGAAGCAAGGGUCAGAGUGCGGAUCGUAUGGAGUCCCAUGAGGAGGCUCUGAACAUCCUGCAGCAGCCGAUGGCUCUGGGCUACUUCGUCUCCACAGCAAAGGCUGGACCACUGCCGGACUGGUUCUGGUCGGCCUGCCCUCAAGCCCAGAACCAGUGCCCACUCUUCCUCAAGGCCUCUCUGCACCUGCAUGUGUCUUCUGUCCAAUCAGACGAACUCCUGCACAGUAAACACUCCCACCCGCUGGACUCCAACCACACCUCUGAUGUGCUCAGAUUUGUUCUAGAGCAGUACAACGCCCUCUCCUGGCUGACGUGCGACCCUGCGACCCAGGACCGCCGCUCCUGUCUGCCUGUUCACUUUGUGGUGCUCACCCAGAUGUACAACUUUAUCAUGAACAUGCUCUGAACUCUAAACGAGAUCAAACCGCUGAGAUCAGAUCGAACUGUGGAUCCUCGACACUCAAAGGACCUCACACUCCAUCAGGGCAAAUACGGAGGAAGCGUCUCUUCUUCUCCUCCUCCUCUUCUUCUUCCUCCCUGAUGUAUCUUAAACAACACUGACUGACUGGAAGUCUCCAAUCAACCAAUCAAUCAGAUGCCAAGAAUCCAUUUUAGCAUUUUGGAAGAUUAAGGGACGUUUCAUAAAGGAGAAUAAAUUGUCUUUUUAAUGACUGUAGAUUGCAAUCUAUAAAUUUUAUCUUAAUGAAAUGCCUGCAUAUAUUAUUUAUUGUAAGUUUUUAAAUGUGGAAUUUUUAAUGCUUAAUAUCUUUUAUAUAUUACAAAUCCUAGAGGGUGUGUACAUCUCACUGUAAAGGAAUUGGUUUCAAAAGUGUAAUUUUCUCAAUUACAACACAGACAAACCUGUUCAAGUGAAUUUGCUGUAGAUUGCUUUUAGAAUAUUAUUUUUUCAAAGGGUACAGACCUUUUUAUUGACAUGCUGUAAAAAUGAAGUAAACGCUGGCCUGGGCAUUUGCAUCCCACCCGACGAGUGGAUGAGACUUUACCUCUCUGUCUGCUUCAGCUCCAGAGUCUCUCGCACAGUAACUCAAUGAGCUCUGAAGAGGAAUUAAAAGGUACAUUGUCAGAUUAUAUAUUUUAUAUAACAGAUUUAGGUAAUUGUGUGUGAGUGUAUAUGUGUACAUAUAAUUGUGUGCCGCUACUGAUGGUGCAGCUUCUGUUUUAGAAUUAAAGUGCGUCUACAUUAUAUCA